CACAGACUGAGCACAAGCCCGACGAUAACUGAGUCAGGAUGGCAGGGGACUUGGGGAUCUAUAUAUGUGGCUUGCUCUUUGCAAGUGUUUUUAUUGCCGCUUUUCCAGCUGCCCAGAUCACCCUAGGUGCAGUGUACAUCUUUGAGUGUCCAGCAGCACCAGGUAUCCCGGUGUAUGUGAUGGUGUGUGGGAUAUCAGCCCUGCUGGUGAUAGGCCUGCUUGCUUUGCCAAAGCUCCUCUGUCCAGCAGCGCCACGCAGUACCCUUUGGACUGUGUGCAUCAUCAGCCUGCUCCUGUUUGUCUUCAUCUGGUUCCUCUAUGGAAGUGUCCAGAUUUAUUCAGUGUAUCCACCCAACUAUGAGAAGAACAUUACCAACCCAGGCAAAAUCAACAACAGUGUCUACGAUUCACCUGCACCUGACAACAAGCUCGACCUCCCACUGGAGAACCAGAGCCUUCCAAACCUGAACCACACCCGGAUCAUCCAUAACAACCUGACCGUGAGGAAGCUGAUUCAAACUUUGUCCCUCGGCAACAUCAGCAAUAAGACAAACAGAGAGCACCUGGCUGCUUCACAGGCACAACAUGUCAUUUCGUCAGAGGCCUACUGUGACAAAACGGUGUAUCUUUUUGCUUUCUGGACCACAACACUGGUUUAUAUCCUGGUAGGACAUGCCCUGGUGAUUAGCUUUUGUAUAUGUGGUUUCAUGAAAAUUACAGAUUUAUUCACAAAGUAUUUAACUGCCUGAACUGAGCGAGAUAUAAUGCUAUUUCAGACACUUUUUACUGUCACAUCACAAAAACAACAAAGCUCAUUAAUAAGAGCUCAGGGUGCCUGGAACACCCUGCCUGUGGAAAUAUGGCAGACUGUCAGUAGCCUCCUUUGAUUCAGAGCUUGAAACAUUUUUCACUGCUUUCACCCAAUUCUAGUUUUAAGAUGUGAUGGUUGCUUGCAAUUUUAGAGUUUUUAUUCCUUACAUUUUUCUGCUCUGUUAUUAUUGUUCUUUCUAACUUUGUUUGAGAAGUGUUUUAUAAAUGAUUAUCAUUAUUAUAAUUAAUAACUGUAAGGGCUACAUAGCAAUGGCAAACAGAAAAUCAGAGCCCAUCAGAGGAUCAGUCGAUGACUGACUUU
This is a messenger RNA of Paralichthys olivaceus (Japanese flounder), 1132 nucleotides long. RefSeq lists its product as uncharacterized. NCBI's taxonomy places the organism in Eukaryota, Metazoa, Chordata, Actinopteri, Pleuronectiformes, Paralichthyidae. The record is from RefSeq and is a predicted model, not a curated record.